AUGGUUGACCUUCAAACCGUGCUCCAGUCUAACAGCCGUCUCCAAGACGUGAAAGACCCUCAAGUUGCUCUAUUCGUAGGGGCGACAUCUGGUAUUGGCCUCGGAAUCCUCAAAGAAUUCGCGCGAAAUUCGGCGAACCCUCGAGUUUACAUCGUCGCCCGUAAUGCAACCGCAGCAGCUCCUCUUGCUGAAGAGCUACGGCUCAUGAGCCCUGGUGGCCAUUUCGAGAUCAUCGAAAUGAACGUUUCGCUUAUCAAAGACGCCGUGAAGGUAGCGGAAUUCAUCAAAUCCAAAGAGUCCUCGUUAGACUUGCUUUGCAUGUCAGUAGGCUUUUUCUCGUUGGAUGGAAGACAGGAUACAACUGAGGGUCUAGACGCCAGUUUGACGACUCGUCAUUACUCCCGUAUUCGGAUUGCUCAGCUUUUACUUCCUCUACUCAACCAGUCUAAAAGCCCGCACGUACUGUCCAUACUCGCGGGCGGGGAAGAGGGACCUAUUCAUGAGGACGAUCUAAGCUUGGAUAAUCCGAAAAACUUUUCUGUUGGCUCUAGUAACUCCCAUGCUGCUACCAUGAUGACAUUUGCACUGGAGCACCUCGCCUCCGAAAACCCUCGAAUUAGCUUCGUUCACGCUUUUCCCGGGAUUGUGGCCACUCCGCUGUUUGGUAAAAUCGCCGGUGGUGUCCUGGGUAUGGUACUGCGUUAUAUCGUGGCUCCGGUGCUCAAGUUGUUCCUUAGAAGUGUGUCUGAAGCAGGCCAAAGGGGCUUGUUCAUGGCUACCAGUGCACGUUAUAGUGUGGACGAUGGCAUAGUCCCGCUGGCCGAGGGUUCACAGAAAGCACAACGGACCGAAGGUGGUGUUUUCACCAUUAAUGCGCAUGGUGAGACUGCCGAUAAUGCGAAGAUCCUUGCAGAUUUCAGAAAGCGAGGUGUGGAUAAGAAAAUUUGGGAUCAUACAAUGGAGGUUUUUGAUAUUGUGUCGUCGCGCUGA
Messenger RNA from Penicillium longicatenatum, 990 nucleotides. RefSeq lists its product as uncharacterized. The transcript is spliced from 2 exons. The record is from RefSeq and is a predicted model, not a curated record. Gene Ontology annotation, biological process: secondary metabolic process. Lineage: Eukaryota; Fungi; Ascomycota; Eurotiomycetes; Eurotiales; Aspergillaceae. The coding region runs from base 1 to 990 and encodes 329 amino acids.